Plasmodium gonderi is the source of this 567-nucleotide messenger RNA. RefSeq lists its product as hypothetical. Lineage: Eukaryota; Apicomplexa; Aconoidasida; Haemosporida; Plasmodiidae. Bases 1 to 567 code for a protein of 188 amino acids. The record is from RefSeq and is a predicted model, not a curated record. The transcript has 4 exons.
AUGAUGGAGGAUAAUCAAAUAAAAUGUAAAAACAUCGUAUCAAUGUACACUAUUCGUAUGUAUAUAAAUGGUUUUAUAAUUGGAUAUGUUUUUCGACAUGAAAUAUACAAAAAAUUCUUUUUGCAUAAAAAUGAUAAUCUUCUUUUUCAUUAUAUAAAAAAAUGGUUUUACACAAAAACGCAUAGUAAAAAUUCUAACAAUACAAUUCUUUUAUAUUCCCAAAAUUUAUGUCAUCACAGAAAAAUAUGUUCAACGAAUAAAUUAAACUAUUACAGCAAUUGUAAAAAUAAUAAAUUUGCUUAUAAGUUGUUUCCCUUCCCGAAUUUAUCUAACUUAAAGAAAAACAUACAGAUAUCAAAUUUCCUCGCUUCUAGACUUGCGUUAUGGACAUGCUUCUGCACCUUAACAUGCUGGGAACUGAAUACAGUGUUUGAGAGUAACAUAAUUUCUCCCAUAUUUUCUGGCCUUGUAGCUUCCUCAUUUAACAAGAUAAUUUUCAGGGAGUAUCAAAAGGUUCUCAUUCCCAGUUGGCUAGGUUGCGUCUUAAGCUAUAUUAUUUUUAUUUAA